Salvelinus sp. IW2-2015 is the source of this 5614-nucleotide messenger RNA. The record is from RefSeq and is a predicted model, not a curated record. NCBI's taxonomy places the organism in Eukaryota, Metazoa, Chordata, Actinopteri, Salmoniformes, Salmonidae.
GCAGGGGGGGCCUCAGGGAAGGGGGGCCUCGUCGUCAUUGGCUACGGUGUCGGCGUCCGCGCCGCUGGCGUCUGCAUCGGCGGCUCUGGUGGGCGACAGCGUGAUGACGCAGUAUGGCCCGGCCAACGUGAUCUACCUGACGGUGAACGAGAGCAGCCCGGCGAGCCUUCUUCUGCAGCUGUGUGAGCUGCUGGCCACCACGCCGCUCCAGGGCCUGGUGUUCGAGGAGGAGAGGCCCCCGCCACACAACCAGGCUCCCCUGGCCCCCAUGAUGGAGUUUGUCUCGGCCCAGACCGGAGUGCCCGUUGUGGCCGUGGGAGGAGGGGCCGGCCUGGGCAGGGAGCCACAGGAGAGCGGCUCCAUCUACCUCCAGUUCACCUGCUCCACAGCCAUGCAGCUGGACGUGAUCUUCGAGGUGCUGGAGGAGUUCGACUGGACCUCCUUUUCCGUGGUGGCUACGCGUCACCACGGCUACGAGGACUUCCUGGCCAUGGUGGAGGGCCUGACGGACGGAUCCUUCAUCGGCUGGGAGAAGAAGGGAGUGGUCAUGCUCAACGUCACCGACGACCCGGGAGGGACGCGCACACGCAGGCUGCUCAAGGAGAACGAGGCGCAGUCGGUGCGUCUCCUUACUGCUCCCAGGAGGAGGGCCGCACUGAUCUUCAAGGCGGCCUGGGCCUCGGGUCAGGCCGGACACUCCCACAUGUGGUUCGCCGUGGGCCAGCCCUGUCCGGCCUUGGCUGAGGGCCUCCCCAAGGCCCUGUUCGCAGUGCGGCCGCAGGCGUAGGACGAGCCCCGCAGGAGGAUCGCCAAAGGGGUGUCUGUGCUGACCCACGGAGCCAUGGCUUUGAGGAAGGAGUACGGCUGGGCCCGAGGGCCACACUACUUCGCAGGCAACUGCCAGACAGAUGGCAACCAGACGCAGAGGUGCCAGACAGGAUCAGUGAGGAGAGCGGGGUUUUUCAGUAACAUUACGCUGAGUGGCCGGGACUACUCGUUCAACAGUGACGGCUACCUGUCCAAUCCAGUGCUGGAUGUGAUUUCCUACUCCGAGGGGAAAGGCUGGGAGGAGGUUGGCACGUGGCAGAACGGUUCUGGAUCUCAUUAUCCAGCCCUUUUCACGCUACGGCUCCUUCCUCAAGCCGCUGGAUGACACCAGCACCUCAAGGUGGUCACCCUGGAGGAAGGGCCCGUUGUCAUUAUGGAGCCAGCUGACCCAGGCACCAACUCCUGCAUCCGGGACUCGGUGCCCUGCAGACUACCGCUCAACACCACCAAUGUGCCGGUGGAUGAGAAAUCAUCGAAGCACUGCUGCAAAGGCUUCUGCAUUGACGUCCUCAAGCGAUUGGCCAAAAUAGUGGGCUUCUCCUAUGACCUCUACCUGGUGACCAAUGGGCAAAAAGACACGGGAAGAGGGGGAGUGAUGGGCGAAGUGGUUUAUAAACGGGCCGACAUGGCCAUUGGCUCCCUGACCGUCAACAAGGAGAGGUCAGAGGCUGUGGAGUUCUCCGUGCCCUUCGUGGAGACGGGCAUCAGCGUCAUGGUCUCCCGUAGCAACGGCACCGUCUCGCCGUCGGCCUUCCUUGAGCCGUACAGCCCAGCUGUGUGGGUGAUGAUGUUCGUCAUGUGCCUGUCCGUGGUCGCCGUCACAGUCUUUAUUUUCGAGUUCUUCAGCCCUGUUGGCUACAACCGCAGCCUGCAAAGUGCAAAGAAGACAGGGGGCUCUAAAUUCACCAUAGGGAAGUCUAUCUGGCUGCUGUGGGCUCUGGUCUUCAAUAACUCAGUGCCUGUGGAGAACCCCAGAGGAACCACUAGUAAGAUCAUGGUGCUGGUGUGGGCCUUCUUCGCUGUCAUCUUCCUGGCCUCCUACACGGCCAACCUGGCAGCCUUCAUGAUCCAGGAGGAGUACAUCGACACGGUGUCUGGCCUCAGCGACAAGAAGUUCCAGCAGCCCACUGAGCAGUACCCCCCGCUCCGAUUUGGCACCGUCCCCAACGGGAGCACGGAGGAGAACAUCCGCAGCAACUACGCCAACAUGCACAACUUCAUGAUNGAGGAGAACAUCCGCAGCAACUACGCCAACAUGCACAACUUCAUGAUCCGCAACAACCAGAAAGGCGUGGAGGAGGCCAUCGACAACCUCAAGACUGGUAAACUAGAUGCCUUCAUCUAUGAUGCGGCUGUGCUAAACUACAUGGCGCGGAAGGACGAGGGCUGUAAGGUGAUGACCAUUGGCUCGGGCAAGGUGUUCGCCACCACGGGUUAUGGCAUCGCCCUGCAUAAGAACACCCGCUGGAAACGCCCCGUGGACUUGGCCCUACUGCAGCUGGUUGGAGACGACGAGAUCGACAUGCUUGAGCGCCUGUGGCUCUCUGGGAUCUGUCACAACGACAAGAUUGAGGUGAUGAGCUCCAAGUUGGACAUCGACAACAUGGCGGGCGUCUUCUACAUGCUGCUGGUGGCCAUGGGGCUCAGUCUGCUGGUGUUCUCCUGGGAGCACCUGGUGUACUGGAAGAUCAGGCAAUGCCUGGGCCACUCCGGGGGCAUGGACUUCCUACUGGCCCUCAGCAGGGGUAUGUACAGUUGCUGCAAGUUUAAAGAUGAAACCAUCUCUGGAGGCCUAAAAAACACACUUCCCCUAUAUCAUAGUGUUCCCACAAUGCCGCCUCCACCCCAAUCCCACAUCUCAGCGGCUGUAACCUGUAACACUACCCUUGCUAUGGUGCAGCAGCAGCAGAUGCAUCAGCAGCAGCAGCAGCAACAGCAAGCAUACAGCAUGCUUCCUGCUGCAUCUCCUCCGACUACUGGGCACUCUGCAAUGGCCAUUGGGCCAUCAAACAGUCCCCUUAUGGAGGGUCCUAUGCCGUGCUCCACGUUUCUGCCUCGUCAUGACCGCAGAUUGGCUGUGGUAGACCGCUGGAACCGYCCCAAGCCCAGCACGGACAARCCKAUUGGUGGCAGCGGUGGGAUCCCAGACAUGGCACAGUUUCAACAGGGCUUGCCCCCUCAUUGGGCUGGGGGAGCCRGUGGAGGGGACGGKRGYCUGGAUGAAUACAARCGAUACUAUGGCCCGAUCGAUCCAGAGGGCUUAGGGGCAAAUGCUGACCCACAAACAGGUGGCUCUCAAACCCCCAAAAYKAACCAGAGGGGRACAAAGUCCUCAGGAAUGCCWMGRCUACCUUCUAAAGGACCGCCCCCUKGGCACUUMAUGUCCAAGCCCCCUCUACCGCUCCCCUCAUCCCCACAUCSRCCGCYAUUUUGGAGAAGAGGCAGCCUCCCKAAAAGAAAGGGCUCCGGGGGGCCUCUGUAUGAGAACAUCCUCCCCYUGGGGAGAAGAGGGGGAGGGCGGUACGGMGCAAGGGAUGGAGGUGGCAGGCGARGCCGUYGCCCUCCCCCACUCCCWUUGCCUGUCCCUGUCKCGUCCCCUGCCCWCACUACYCCUACCACUCCYUCUCAYUCCGYCCUCUACACCUCSAGCUCCUGCUCCUCCACCUCAUCMAGUUCAUCCUCGUCCUCAUCCUCCGUCUCCCUCUCACGGUCCAACUCACCCUCAUCCUCCACCAUCACAUACACAUCGUCCCAGAGUUUUAAGUACAGGGCUGGCAGUAGGGAUGUCGAGGACGUUUAUGACUCUGAUGAGCUGAUAGAGGAGUCUAGCCUCCUGCUAGGACGGAGAAAGGGCAAAUCCCGACGCAUGUCCUCUCGCUCACUGCCUUGCAGUCCACCCCCUCCGCCUGUACCACCCCGCAAGCCUCGUCUACAGUAUGAGAGAGAGAGGGCUGGGAGCCAGCUAGCCCAGCUGCAGGAGUGGUGGACCUCCUGGGGUGAGAGAGAAAGACUUAGAGGAACAGGAACCAGGGCCGAGGGGAAGGAGGAGAAACGGCAUCACAAAGACAGAGAAAGGGAGAGAAAGAGAAGGAAGAAAGGCCGGAAGAAAAAAAAGAGAGAGGAGAAGGAGAGAGAGCGGGAGCGCAAGCGGCAUAAAGUGAAGAAGAAGAAGAAGAAAGAGGAGAAGGUGAAGAGAAGAGAUCGGGGCAAGCGAUCAGAGCACGAGGAGGGAGGUGGUGAACAGAGAGGGCAGCUCAAAGCGAUAACGCAAGAGGCCUACUCCUCCUACCCGGCUCUGAGGCGUGACUCUAUGAGGAAAAAGAGUGAAGGUUCUAUCAGAAGUUACGGAUGGGAUAUUCCAAGGGAUGAAGASAGGAGAGAKAGMGAGGAYAAGGAAAKAGAUGAUGGAGASGACACUAGAGGCAAGGAAAGRMACAGAAGUCCUYACUCUCGCCACAGGCAUGCAGRUAGGCCUUCCAGUUCCAGCAAGCAGUACCAGAGCYCCAGWAAACCCUCAACCKCUGUCAAAUUCUGGGGAGCRGGAAACCCAUCSUCAGAGAYUCCUUCAUCUGCAUUUCURCCACUGAUCCCYYUCUCRUCCAGGCGCAGGAGUAAGGGUUCAGAUAGAGAGGCCCUAGGGAAAGAAGGGGAGAMGCGCCCCCUGUUGGGCAGGAACGARARAGUGGAGGUUCACUSCAAAGAAGGUYUGUCGUUUCAUGAGUGGGAUUCCGAAGAUGAUGAUGAAGAUUCCGAGGAGGAACGGAGAAAAGUGGAGCAAGAGAAGAGACACAAGAGAAGACGAAGGACCGCAUCAGAGUCCGAAAGGGAAMGYGAUAAGRUGGUGGGCAUCUACUCMGACGACGACGGCUCCUCGGGAGAAUUYGGAAAGUUCGAAAGGUACUGGGAKGGUCAUGAGGGUAGRGCGGUUGGGGGMAUAGGAGGGGGAGGUUGGUUUUUCGGCACUUAUCCCGCCAGAGAAAAAGCCGGCAGCAUAAACAGUAGGGAUGGCUCGUUAUUGGGCCGUGGGGAGGGAUGGGGCGGAGCAGGGGGAGCAGGGGAAGGUGGCUGGGGAUCAGGUGAAGCCUGGGGUUCAAGGAGGAUAGGUGGUACACAGUGGCCUCCACCUCCAUUGACACCACCAGCUCCUCGAAGAUACUGGUCCGUGGACAAGCUUCCCGUGAAGGAGGAGAAGAAAGAGAAACGGAAGGACAAGGACAAAGGGCGAGGUGAUGUGGCUUGCAACUGCCAAUCUGCCCUCGAGCAUCAACACGCUCACUCUAAAUGGGCCAAGGUGAGCUCUCGUAGCCAGGAGGAGCUAUUUCUACACUGUCAACGUUUCGGGAGCAGCGCCAAUUCCAAACGGCAUUCCUUCAAACCCGACCGGACCCAGAAUCAACCCAAAUCGGGAAGCCAGUCCAACCUCAGCAUCCAGCGAACACAGCGGACGGACCGCAUUCGGCAGUCCUCUACAUCGCAAGCCCUCAUCCCCUCCCUCCCUCCACCAACACUCCCAGCCCUUCCUGCCCCUCCUUCUGCAUCCCAUCCCAUCCACGUCCCUCUUCCCACCUCGUCCUCUUCGGUCUCAUCUCCCUCUGUAGUAUCCUCCACCCCAGGCGCCCCCCAGCCGUCUUCUAUGGCUUCUGCUAGUGCCAAACUCCUGUACCAGAGACUGCGCUCAGUGCCCCAGCCCCAAAGGUUACAGUCACCUCACCUGCCCCUCAAGGCCAAGAGCCUCUGCUCACGGAGGGGGUCCGCACACUUCUCCAGUGUGGAGAGCGAGGUGUGA